Messenger RNA from Seminavis robusta, 720 nucleotides. The record is from the annotation of a GenBank genome assembly. Lineage: Eukaryota; Bacillariophyta; Bacillariophyceae; Naviculales; Naviculaceae.
CCCACCACAGGUCCUACAACAUCACCGAGCUCCUCUCCGACAAAUACCCCCACAGACACGCCCACUAAAGGCCCCACAGCAUCCCCUAGCUCUUCGCCAACAGGGGCUCCUACAACGCUCCACCCGACGGUAACCCCUGGAAGCCCUUCUCAGGCUCCCACCACACUGGCUCCAACCACCGCUUCCCCGACAAAGUCACCUACAGCAGAGCCUACACGCCUCUGCCUCGAGUGCGUGACAUCGGGACCCGUAUCAAGCGGCGAUCGUCCCAUUUUCAGAGGAGAACCUGGAUUUCAGCUUCAAAAUGAUGGAUCUACAGCAGAAUCCGACGGUGCUCCCAUGGCAGCUCCUGUGGAAGCACGUAACGGGAUGAUCCCCAUUGCUUCCAGUACCAGCUACCGCAAACCUGCUCUCAUCCCGAUUGCUAGUACUAGUACUACGACGAGAAAUCGGGGUUUCCAACCAGAUGCAUCUGCUCUUGCCGAUGGGAGCAAUCCUGCUCCGGGAGGGGAGCGUGAUGGUCUCAUCCCAAUUGCUUCCAGUACCAGCUUUCGCAAACCCAAACCAGUCCUCAUCCCCGUUGCUUCCAGUACCAGCACUCGAUUACCGCAAUCCUCGGUUUUGGACGAGGAAAGCUCAGCAGCCGUUGGAAAGAAUGACAUGCUAUUGUUCACGAUGAUUGGAUCCACAAGUUUGUUCGUGUGGAUGUCGAUCUUUUAG